GUGCAAUAUCUAAAUCAAGAGGAAACUUAUCUAAAUUAUUAAGAAAAAGCAAAGGAAGCAAAGUUAAUAUAGGAAAUAAAUAUUUUGAAUAAAAGAAAUAAUAAAAUGACAUAAAUUUAAUACCUGCAGCUUCUAAGAAAUGAGAUUAAAAUAUAAAAAUUAUUGGUCAUAUUUAAGUGAGAUUAGAAAAAGAGAAAUUUAAGGAAGAUUGAAUAUUUUAUAAGCAUAAGAUAUACGAUAAACUAUUGUUUGUAUAUCUGUAGUUUUAUAUUAAAUGGCCACAUUAUAUGAAGUGACUUGUAAGCCUAAAUAAGCAAUUAAAUGGUAUUUAAAGGUUAUGAUUAAAGUACCUAAUGAUCGAAAUAUCUUGCCAAAAUUAGGUUUAUCAUUCGCAAGAGUAUUAUUAUUUAAUAAAUAAUUAAAUAGAUUGAUAAUGAACCAUAAGCAUUAAAUCUAUUCAAUAAAUCAAAUUGA
Molecule: messenger RNA, 474 nt
Organism: Paramecium sonneborni
Lineage: Eukaryota; Ciliophora; Oligohymenophorea; Peniculida; Parameciidae
Source: the annotation of a GenBank genome assembly